Molecule: messenger RNA, 2104 nt
Organism: Elgaria multicarinata webbii
Lineage: Eukaryota; Metazoa; Chordata; Lepidosauria; Squamata; Anguidae
Product: protein-arginine deiminase type-2-like
Exons: 16
Coding region: 31-2028 (665 amino acids)
Biological process (GO): chromatin remodeling
Cellular component (GO): nucleus; cytoplasm
Molecular function (GO): calcium ion binding; histone arginine deiminase activity
Source: RefSeq, a predicted model, not a curated record
CCCCGGGGCGCUUACCCCGCGGUGGGCGAGAUGCUGCGAGACCGGACGCUGCGGCUGCAGUUCGGGAACCGGAUCGAGGUCGUGUGCGUCGUGGGCACCCAACUCUCCACCGACGUCUAUGGAGCGGCUCCGGCCGACGCCCUGACGUUCAGCGUGAAGCAUUCGGAUGACGUCGAAGUCGAAGUGGUUACCAGUGACCAAGCGGAGCCGGCGCCGGAAAACGGUGGCAAGCGAUGGCCGCUGGACCCCAGGACGAUCCUGAGGAUCCGAAUGACCCGGCCCAGCGCUGAGGCCAACGACAACAAAGUAACCGUGGGCUAUUAUGGGGAGAAUGGCGGCCACCCCAUAGACCAAGCAGGCGUUUUCCUGACUGGUGUCGCGAUUUCGCUGGAUGUGGAUGCAGACCGUGAUGGCGUGGUGGAGAAGAACAACCCAAACAAGGGCACGUGGACCUGGGGUCCCGACGGCCACGGUGCCAUCCUGUUGGUGAACUGCGAUAAAGAAAACCCAUUCAUCGGUAUGGAAGACUGCCAGGACGACAAAGUCUUCUGCAAGGAAGACCUAGAAGACAUGUCCCGCAUGAUCUUGAGAACACAAGGACCCGACCGGCUGCCUCCCGGAUAUGAAAUGGUCCUUUACAUUCCUCUGUCUGACACUGACAAAGUUGGGGUCUUUUACUUGCAGAAUCCGUUCUUCGGCCAGCGCUACAUCCACGUCUUGGGCCGGAGAAAGCUCUACCAUGUCGUGAAGUAUACGGGGGGCUCCGCAGAGCUGGAGUUCUUUGUCGAGGGUCUCCGCUUUCCGGACGACAGCUUCAAUGGACUCGUCACGGUCAAUGUCAGCCUCCUGGAGCCGGUGGCUGAGGGUAUUCCGCAGACCCCGAUAUUCACAGACACUGUCGUCUUCCGGAUCGCUCCGUGGAUCAUGACCCCAAACAUUUUGCCGCCAGUCAGCGUUUUUGUGUGCAGUGUGAAGGAUAAUUAUCUCUUCCUGAAAGAGAUCAAAAACUUGGUGAGCAAAGCCAAUUGUAAGGUGAACGUUUGCUCGCGGUACAUGAACCGCGGGGACCGGUGGAUGCAGGAUGAAAUAGAGUUUGGCUACAUCCACGCUCCUCACAAGGCCUUCCCGGUGGUCCUGGAUUCCCCGAGGGACGGAGGCCUCCAAGAUUUUGCUGUCAAAGAGAUUCUGGGCCCAGAUUUUGGCUACGUGACCAGGGAACCUCUCUUCGAAGUGGUCACCAGUUUGGACUCUUUCGGGAAUUUGGAAGUCAGUCCGCCGGUGACGGUCGGUGGAAAGGAAUAUCCUUUGGGGAGGAUCCUCAUUGGAAGCAGCUUUCCCACAUCCGCGGGGCGAAGGAUGACCAAAGUUGUCCGGGAUUUCCUCCACGCCCAGCAGGUCCAGUCGCCGGUGGAGCUAUAUUCGGAUUGGCUGACCGUGGGUCACGUGGACGAAUUUGUCACGUUUGUUCCCAUUCCUGGCAAAAAGCAAUUCCGGAUGCUCAUGGCGAGUCCUUCCGCCUGCUACAAGCUCUUCAGAGAGAAACAGAAAGAAGGCCAUGGCGAAGCCGUCAUGUUCAAAGGGUACACCGGGACAGACACGAAACGAGUCACCAUUAACAAGGUCCUCUCUAACGAGAUCAUGGUGGAAGAGAACCAGUACGUACAGCGGUGCAUCGACUGGAACCGGGACAUUCUCAAGAAGGAGCUAGGCCUGGAAGAGAAGGACAUCCUGGAUCUCCCCGCCCUCUUCAAGAUGGACAAGCAAGGGAAAGCCAUGGCGUACUUCCCCAACAUGGUGAACAUGAUUGUCUUGUCCCGGGACCUGGGCAUACCGAAGCCCUUCGGCCCCAUCAUCGAAGCCGAGUGUUGCUUGGAGCAGCACGUCGCCUCGUUGCUGGAGCCGCUGGGACUGAUGUGUACAUUCAUCGACGACAUCUCCUCCUACCACAAGCAGCUGGGAGAAGUCCACUGCGGCACCAACGUCCAGCGGAAGCCCUUUGCUUUCAAGUGGUGGCACGUCCUCCCCUGAAGCGGGCGAUCCCGGGAAGCGACACACGCGAGGCGCAUUCGGACAAACCGUUUGAAACCCCACGUCUGUUGACCUG